Messenger RNA from Porites lobata, 3519 nucleotides. The record is from the annotation of a GenBank genome assembly. Lineage: Eukaryota; Metazoa; Cnidaria; Anthozoa; Scleractinia; Poritidae.
AUGGCGGAGAAGUCGGUGGAUGGAAAAGGUUUCGUAUUUUUUACAGAGGUUUUUGUACGGAUUCAAGUCUACCCUUCAAAAGGGAAACGUACAAUUAAAAAAGGUGCUUAACUGACCGCAAAAACGGUUUAACACUUGAAAUGUUUCAUGUGGGGUUUAAGAAACGAGACAGUUUUUCAACAUAAGCUGACAUAAGUUAUUUGUUAUUUGUUUUUUCAGUACUUCACGUUAAUUCUGUGUCCAGUUUAGCUGCACAGCGACAACUACCUGGGCCAUGUGAGCAGGUAAGGUUAAAGUAAGAGGUCUAAACUGGCAUUUGACUAACAAAGACAAAAGCCAAACGAAUACGACAUCAUAUUUAAUGGUUAAAAUUAAGCUUAUGGGGUAAACGUGCUAUAAUUAAAAGGUUUUCAGCUUGUUAUCAUUGCAGGGAAAUAAGUUUUCAAGCAUUGUUUUUAUCUUCUUAUUUUCUACACGAUUUUUGUCUUUCUUUGCUCAUUUUUCACAUGUGCCUUACACAUAUGUGAGGUGAAUUGGUAAAAACCAUCCGUCGAGCUUUUUUCACUAUUCCUUUAAUAGUAAAACAUUUACAGUGUGUGGUGCCAGUAAUUGUGCUCACAUUUAAGCAAGUUUAUUUUUAGAGAAAAUAUCUUUGAGAUUUAUGAGAGAGCUUAUGGGGUGAAGUUUAGGUCUGGAAAUUUGCUAGAAAAUGGAAAUAAAAAUUGAUGAAACUUACCUUGUGGUGAGUUGUUGUUGUCCUUUAUAUGCACACAAAGUUUCGGAAAAAAUAGUCUCCUUCAUCUUUCCUACAUAGUAUAGUGACAAGGUAGGAGGCUGACGGCAGCACUGGGGCUCUGAUGGACCCCAAACCAGCAUGAUUUUCUUCGCAAAAAUCGAAUCCAUUUGCUAAAUAAACACGCCAGGCUCGUGGAACAUGAAUUUCUCUAAACCCUGACUCCAGCUAGCAACGCUAAGCCAGUAGUUUCUGUAGAACUUAUGUGUUUACCUAUUAAAAUGACAGCCAGAAGCCGUUAGAAUCACAACUGGUCCAACUGAGCUCGGGAUGCCUGGUGACAAGUAUAAUGAGUCCCCAUGGACGGAAGGGAGUACCACUCACCGUCCGACUGCACCCUUUCCUCCACGGGGACGUAAUUAUUAUACUUGUCACCAGGCACCUCGAGCUCAAUGACAUUUUUGAAUUGGACCAGUUGUCAACUGGAUUCGAUUUUCACGAAAAAAAAAUCGUGCUUUUUUGGGCUUGAUCGGAGUCCCAACACUAUUGUCAGCCUCCUACCUUGUCACUAUACUAUGUAGGAAAGAUGAAGGAGACUAUUUUUCCCGAAACUUCAUGUGCAUAUAAAGGACAACAACAACUUGCCGCAUGGUAAGUUUCGUUGAUUUUUAUUUCCAUUUUCUAACAAAUUUCCAGACCUAAACUUUGCCCUGUAUGUUCUCUAUAUUUACUCAUGCUAUAUGAAACCCGUAUGUGACACAAAUAGUGAGCCUGGAUUACCCGUGGUUCCACUGUGCAAUUACCCUCAUUAAGUUAUUAAUCCUUUAAUUUUGCUCAAAUAUUUACAGGUAUGACUUAAUACAGACAACAAUGUAGUUAGAACCACAUUAUUUUGUACAGAUGAAAAGGCAUUGUGUUACCUUUGUGCAAGUAAUAUUACUAUUAAUAUUAAGUAAAAACUGAAAUUUUAUUGUCCACUGGACAAGUGGAUUUUAUUUUUUUUUUCCUUCCCUGGAUAACCAGCUUUCAAACAAUUAACAGUAUUAUUUCUAGCAACAAAUCAGUCAACUAGAGUAAUUCUCUUGAUAAACAGAACAAAUGCAACACAGAAACCUAAGUUACCUUAAAACGUAUUAUAUUAUUAUAAUACUGUUAGUCACUGUAACUUACUACUGCAGUGUAAGUAGAAGUUAUUGUCUGGUAGUAAAACAUAUUUAAUUUUCCAGAAAAAUGUCUGUGCAUGGCAAAUUGAACAUGAAGCACUCAUUGUAAUUCUCAGAGGGCACCUGGGGGAAUGAAAACCUGAACCGAAAGCUUGCCUUAAUCAUCUGAACAGGUAGGUAACAAUGCAAACCCCCCGCCUCACAGCUGUUGCUACUACAUGUUAUCUUGAAGACAAAUUUGCUGUUGUUGCCUCAAUACCAAGCAGAAUGCAUGAUGCAAAUGUUUUAAAACCAUUCACUCUUUAAUAAACCAAUUUAUGUAUAUGUUGUAGUUAAUUUUUUAUAUAUCUCAGGCAAAUUUUGUUUUUCUUUUGUUUUUGGGUAUGGCAAUGUUGCUAAUGAAGUGGAAAAAUAAAAAUUACCUGAGAUAAAAAAAUAAUUACCACGUAAACAUGUACAUCCAUAGGAACCUUGCAAGAAGCGAUCACUCAAGACACCACAUACAUUGAAGCAGUCAGUAAAAUACUGAACACAUCUAUUAUUGUGCAGUUCCAGAAAAAAUAUCCAUACCCCCCACAGAGGGAACUUUUACUUUACGGUAACAGUAAAUAACUGAUAGCUUUCUCAACAGAGAAGCUGCUAUUUAUUAUUAAUUGACCAAUCUUACUCAAACUCCCUGGAAAAAGACCUCUGUAAGCAACCCCCGACUCCCUUGGAAAUUGCCUCCUUUUUGACACCCCCCCCCCCCCCUCCCCCAGAAUUUCCAUUGCCCUUAUGGAUAUUUUCUGCAACUACACAUUACACUUGCCAAAGGGAGGCGGUAGAGGGAUAAAAGAGUUUUAAAAUUCUGCAAGCAAAGCAACCUUGUUAUAAAAAAGACAAAUGCAAAUCUCAUAUUGGCUACUGAUUCAGUAAACAGUACUACUGAUUUUUGUAACCAUUAUUUCUCCAGGAUAACGUUCAUGUUAUACUGUGUUUUUUUGUAGGAGUAAAAUGCUGGGAAAGGGAAAUGAUACAUGUCCAGUUGAAAGUUGUAUCAGAAUUCAACCAAGAUGUCCAUAUGAGGAAGGUUGACAGGGAUGGAAGGAACUAAUACCUUUCCAACUUCUGGUAGGUUCAACCCAUAAGUCCCAAUAAGCGUUACACCAAGUAAAAGGAAUUUGGGGACCACACGAGGCAAAGAGAAAGUGUUUUGACCUCGGCAUGAUUGGCACCCACGGACGAUCUCCAAGUUGGAUCUGUUUUUGCUCUACUGAUUAUGCCGUGAACCCUGCGUGGAGCAAGUCGUGGGUAAUUUGUGUGGCAGAUCGCGUCGAGGGUAAAAUGUGUAAUUAAGUAAACGUACAUACCUAAUACUGAUCUCAUUAUUAUCUGCCAUGUACUUUGUUAGUACUGUGUCGGAAAUGAUGCAACAGACAAUUAUCUCUGGAGUGAAAAAUCAUCGACGGCUACAAAAAAUCCUUCAAACCCCGAUUAGCAUCUAUCAAUAGAUGUGCAAUGUGUAUUUCAACUUUUCGUUAUUAUUUCAGAGUUCCUGUCGCUGCCAAACCGCAGGAAUUGAUAUCAAAGCUUCUGUUCCUGGGAGUUCUUAGCAGGAAUUUCACUCUCGGCAUCAACAAGUGA